CACUCUGCUUCAUUCAAUCAUUCUCCACCUCAAAUUCCCUCCAUCCCACUUCACAUUUGUUCUUGUUUUUCCUACUUGUCAAUCUAAUUCUUCUGAGUCUCUUACCAUAUGCAACACUCAUUCAUAGUUUCUUCAUCCCUGCCUAAAAAUGUCCCUUUGUUUCUCUUCCAACUUGAUCACACUCCAUUCACCAAAGCAUCAAAACCUUUUCAUAAACUUCUCUUCAGAGCCUUCUCAAUGCUUUAAGCUAUUCCGGAUAAGCUCAACUACUCCUUCAACAAAAUCCUUUAAACCCAUCAAAUUUAGCAAUCAAAGAUUCAAACUUUAUGCUUCUCUGACACAAUCUCAAGCUGUUGAGGCCACCCAAUCCUCAUUUAGGGACAAGAGUCCCAAAGAUGUUAAUGUUUUGGUGGUGGGAUCAACUGGGUAUAUUGGAAAAUUUGUGGUGAAAGAAUUGGUAAGAAGGGGUUUUAAUGUUGUGGCUAUUGCUAGGGAGAGGAGUGGAAUUAGGGGCAAAAAUGACAAAGAUGAGACCUUGGCUCAGUUAAGAGGUGCCAAUGUGUGCUUCUCAGAUGUUACCAAUUUGAAUACUUUUGAGGAAUCUCUGAAAAAUUUAGGGUUUUCAUUUGAUGUUGUUGUGUCAUGCCUUGCAAGUAGGAGUGGUGGAGUGAAGGAUUCAUGGAAGAUUGAUUAUGAGGCAACAAGGAAUAGCCUUGUUGCUGGUAAGAAAUUUGGUGCUUCACAUUUUGUGCUGCUUUCUGCAAUUUGUGUGCAGAAGCCUCUCCUUGAGUUCCAGCGCGCCAAGCUGAAAUUCGAGGCAGAGUUAAUGAAGGAAGCUGAAGAGGGUGGAUUCACUUAUAGCAUAGUUAGGCCUACUGCAUUUUUUAAGAGUUUGGGUGGUCAGGUUGAGUUGGUGAAGGAUGGGAAGCCUUAUGUGAUGUUUGGAGACGGGAAAUUAUGCGCUUGUAAGCCGAUUAGCGAGCCGGAUUUGGCCUCUUUCAUUGUGGAUUGUGUGAUGAGUGAGGACAAGAUCAACAGGGUGUUACCAAUUGGGGGGCCAGGGAAGGCACUGACUCCAUUGGAGCAAGGGGAGAUGUUGUUUAAGCUCUUGGGAAAGGAGCCUAAGUUCUUGAAGGUUCCAAUAGGGAUAAUGGACUUUGCCAUUGGUGUUCUUGACUUUCUGGUUAAGGUAUUUCCUUCGCUGGAAGAUGCAGCCGAGUUUGGGAAAAUUGGAAGGUACUAUGCGGCCGAGAGUAUGUUGAUUUUGGAUCCGGAGACAGGAGAAUAUAGCGAUGAGAAGACGCCGAGCUAUGGAAAUGAUACAUUGGAGGAGUUUUUCGCAAGGGUGCUAAGGGAGGGAAUGGCUGGUCAAGAACUAGGUGAGCAAACAAUAUUUUAAUGCGGCUAUGGUUAAGUAACCGAUUUUGUUUAUAUAAAUGCAUGCAUUCAACUAUAGGCACUGUAAUAGAAGUUACAAGUUAAAGCUUUUUAUUGAAGAAAUUCAAAUUUCAUGGGCUUCA
Messenger RNA from Arachis duranensis, 1520 nucleotides. Its product is annotated as divinyl chlorophyllide a 8-vinyl-reductase, chloroplastic. The record is from RefSeq and is a predicted model, not a curated record. NCBI's taxonomy places the organism in Eukaryota, Viridiplantae, Streptophyta, Magnoliopsida, Fabales, Fabaceae. The coding region runs from base 149 to 1399 and encodes 416 amino acids. Gene Ontology annotation, molecular function: oxidoreductase activity. The transcript has a single exon.